UGACCGUGUUGUUUGGUGCCCAGGCCGUGCGUGCCGUCGGCGUCGUGCGACCAUAAACGAUGGCCCGACACACAGCAAGACGUGAUUCAAUGACGUAUCGAGCGACCUGAGCGGUUGCCGCAGUCGUGAGCAUUCCUGGGAGGCUGGGCCCCAACAGUGCCAACACACUACUGCUCAUCCAGCGCGUCGCGAGCGCGGACGCGACUCGGUAAUCAAAAGCGAUGCUCGAGCUCUACUUGACAUACCUCAUCCUCCUGGGCGCGGCCCGGUUACUCUUCCAGCUCUCGCAGCUCGCCACGGCAAUAAUCGUCGGCGGCGCUUUAAUGGCCUAUGUUCAUAGGAAGGACCUGGCCUCUGCUUGGCUCAAGAGUUUCUUUGGGUUAGAUGUCCAGAUCAAGGGUGAAUUAACGUUAGAAGUCGAGUGGCGCGCGGGUGCGAAUAACACGCGCCUCGAGCAGCCUUCUACCUUGACAAAGUUACGAUCUAUACUAACAACGCUAAGAGCGAGGUAUCGUGACGGCGAGAACCCCAUCAGCAAGAUCACGUGUCGGAUUCGAGAUGUCCGAGUGUAUGCGCCGCCGCCCUCUCGCCCGAAGACAGAAAAAUGUCUACAGGUGGACACGUUAGUAUUGCGGUUCCGAUGUCCUUCCCGCACCACGAUUCCGGACGACGGCGAUCCUAGAGGAGAGGCUCGAGUCGUCCUGUCUGUGGCGGCGCACAACGUGCACCUUCAAGUCGCGGCCUACGAUUUGCAGUUCUCGGACACGUCGCUGACACGAGUGUUGAGACGUGUCAAGGACACCUUCGUCGCGCGGGGCGGGAAACGCCUUAAAAAGAUAAGGAGGAAGGACCCCGUGCACGCGUGCAUCGUGACGGACAGGUACGGGGAAUUUCACGUCCAGCCCUUCACGUCGUCCGACGUAGCUGUCUUUGAAUUUGCUGUUGCAAGCCCGGCCUACGCCUGCGUGCUCUUUGAGCGUACUCCAACGGGAUGGCGUAGAACAUCAGCCUAUGGCCUAGAAUAUGCGACGAAAGUUAUCGAAGCAAGAGCGCUAGGCGACGACUUGGGCGGCGGGUUGCUCGACGAGUACUCGUCGGAUCAGAACGAUGUCUCAGUACCAAGGACCAAGCGCUAUCUGCGGACGGAGUCCGUCACGAUCGCGCGAAUAAAAGUGACCGCGGCCUACUGCGAGGAGGACGCCGCGACGGGUCUCGUGAAGCGACGACGACCGCUGGGCACGGGCGCCAUCGUGCGCCACGUCAGUGCGGAAGGUUUGGGGACGCGGCUCGGGUUUUUCGCGUGGUUGAAUCGGUUAGCUCUCAAAUCCUUGGCCUCCACGGGCCUCGACGCGCUGAACAAGGGUGUCCAUCGGGUCGCUGCUUUGUUACAAGAGGAACCAACCGAUGAGGGGGAGUCGAAGCUCUCGUCGGCCAAAGUUGCGUUACGAGGGGCUGCCGAUGGGGGCGGAGCUGUGUUGAGGGGCAUUACGCGCGGCGCCAAGGGGGCCGUGACAUCUAUCGUAAGAGCGGUGCGCGACGGCGACACGAUCGAGGUUUUGUCCUACUUCUGUCGCGUCGCGGAUGAAUCGAUCGGAGGUGUGCUGAAGGGUGCCACCACUUCGUUAGAUGGCGUCCACGACGGCCUGGGCGCGGUGCUGGACACGGCGGCCGCGACGAUGACGCGUGUGCCCGUGGCCGGCGACGUCGCCGGCGGUGGCGUGAACGCGGCGAGGCACGUUUUGUCAGCGGCGUUCGGCGCCGUGCGCGGCGUCGUGUCUGGGGCGUUCCUGGGCUGCCGCGCGUAUGUGAGAGGGGUCAUCGUGGACCGGGAUCCGUUGCGGGCCAUGGGCGCGUCCUCGGCACUCUUUGCUUCUGGAUUGGCCGAUGGCGCGCGGGAUCUGGGCGGCGGGCUCGCGCGGGCGUCGGAGGACGCGCGGCACGGCGUCGGUAGAGCUGGUAGGCGAGCCGGCGCGGCCUUCGAUUGUUUGAGGAGCGCCGGGCCGCCAGACGCGAGUGCGGCGCCGGUGAAUGGUCUGAAUGGUCCGGACGACGGCGAGGCGGACUUCUCGUCGUCGGACUCCGACGACACGCCGCGCGUGGACCCGGACGCGUUCCGUCGACGGUUAGCUCGGCACGCGCGGCGCGCCGACGGCCCGAACUAGUUUUG
Molecule: messenger RNA, 2167 nt
Organism: Pelagomonas calceolata
Lineage: Eukaryota; Pelagophyceae; Pelagomonadales; Pelagomonadaceae
Source: the annotation of a GenBank genome assembly